AUGAAUAGCUGUUGUAUAGUAUAUGGAUCGGAAACAGGAAAUACUGAAGUGGCCUCCUUUUGUACUUAUUUAUAUUUCCGAAGGAAUGGACUUCCUGUUGAGAUUCACCUAGCUGACUUUGUCACCCUCAAAUCCCUAUCAUCAUUUGAACAUGUUAUUUUCUUUGUUCCAACCUGUGCAUUCGGUGAAUUCCCACAUAACUUCGAGUCUUUUAUUAACUCUCUAAUCAAUAUCGAAACGGAACUUGAUAGUUCUAAGGGUAGGGUUAAGGAAAGUAAAAGUUACUUGGAGAAAUUGAAAUAUACAAUAUUCGGCCUUGGGGAUAGUAGAUACCCUUUGUAUAAUUUUGCGGCUAGGAGACUUCAAUCUUUGUUGAAAUCACUUGGUGCUAAUGAGUUCUUUCCAUUGGCGUUUGGAGACGAACAACAUCCUCUGGGAUAUUCCGGCGAACUCAUACCAUGGAGAAAUGAUCUUCUAAACUACUUUACUAAUAACACUGUUACCAAUAGUUGUUCAGACAAGUAUACUUUGCCCUUCACUAUUACUUUUUCGGAAUUUGGUUCACAGCCUACCCCUUUAUCGCAUACCAAUUCUGGAUCUGACUCUUCAACUAAUGCCACACCCAAGGGUCAUAAUAGUGCAGAUACCUUACCUGAAAAGCCUAAGAUUGUGUUGAAGAAAGAUAAGUCAGAGUAUAAAACUGGUAGAGUAGUUUGUAAUAAGAUUAUCACGAGUGAAUCCCAUUUCUCCAAUGUAAGAACUCUGGUGAUAGAGACCGAAUCCCCAGCGUACAGGACAGGUGAUGUGUUUUGCUGUCUUCCAACCGAUAACACUGUCGCAAGUAUGCUUAAAAACAUGAACCUAGACCCCAAUAUGAUUGUUAAGAUAGGUUGUAACCCAGACUUUAAUUCCUCCAAUUUCACAAUUCAAACAGUUUUAUCAGUCCACAAUGAGCCCCAGCUGAGUGUGGUUAACAAGUACUUUAAAAAUCCAAUUAAGACAGUGUCUAAGGGUCACGAUGUUGAAAGAGUAUCAAUAUCGUCUAGGAAGAUGGAAUUUGACGAGUUCAUGACACUGGAAGAGCUAUUUUCCAAGUAUCUGUGUCUAAGGAAUAUUUGCACUCCUUUCCAAAUGCACAUUAUGUCAAUGUACGCUAAUAAUAACCUUCACAAGGAUAAACUGCAAGAGAUGGUAGGCGAUACAAUACAGGGCUGUUUAGAGUACUACAGGUACUGUUGGCUCGAAAAAAGGUCUUUUUAUGACGUUCUGUAUGACUUCCCAAGUGUUAAAUUACCCCUACAAGUAGUGAUUAACAUUUGUAAUCCAUACUACUCAAGGCUUUAUUCUAUUGCAUCCAGUGAGGUUGGCUUUGUCAACAAGUUCCUUUACACACUUCCUAGGUAUCCAAGUUCUCUGGAUUUCACCAUAUUCAAACAGUUUUUAGACCAUAAGUACAGUCUCAGUAACAGGAUAGAGUUGUGUGUGGGAUCAGUAAAGUAUGUAACACCUUAUAAAAGACGUGUUGAGGGCUUAAAUUCAGCUUACUUUUCAAGCCUGACUAUUGGUGAUGAGGUUGAUUUUUUAAUAUAUAAGCCCUCGUUUUCACAACUAAUUUCUAAUGUUGAGGUCCCUGUAUUAUUUAUCGCAACGGGCACUGGAAUCACUGUUAUUAAGCCAUUCAUACAAUUUAGAGCAUUUAAAUUGAAGGAAAUCUGGAAGAAUUAUGGAUAUAUACCCAAUGUGAAGGAUUUGGCGUUUAUUGGAUUUAGGAGGCCGAACCAGGAUCACUUGUACACUGAUUAUCACAUGUACAGGAGCUGGUGCAGGUUCAUCUUCGUGUACUCUAGAGCCUCGAAAACCAAGUUCUACGUCCAACAUUCAAUUAUACUAAAUUCAGCAACAGUUUACCCGGUGUUGAGAGAUGGGUUGGUGGUGAUUGGAGGGAAGUCUCAUCCAAUGCCGUCUCAGGUAAUUGAGUCUCUUCAGCUUGUUUUGGAGAAGGAGGCAGGGUUCGGAACUGAAGCUGCUAAGAGAUUCAUUGACGAUAGCAUUAAGCAAAAUAAAAUUAUCAUUGACUCUUGGGGGUAAUAUAAUAAUCUCGCUUAAUAUACUAUAUACAAUGUA
Molecule: messenger RNA, 2124 nt
Organism: Theileria parva strain Muguga
Lineage: Eukaryota; Apicomplexa; Aconoidasida; Piroplasmida; Theileriidae
Gene: ATR3
Product: Flavodoxin family protein
Exons: 3
Coding region: 1-2088 (695 amino acids)
Cellular component (GO): cytosol
Molecular function (GO): flavin adenine dinucleotide binding; oxidoreductase activity; FMN binding
Source: RefSeq, a predicted model, not a curated record